Messenger RNA from Aspergillus nidulans FGSC A4, 837 nucleotides. RefSeq lists its product as uncharacterized. Lineage: Eukaryota; Fungi; Ascomycota; Eurotiomycetes; Eurotiales; Aspergillaceae. Bases 1 to 837 code for a protein of 278 amino acids. The transcript has 5 exons. The record is from RefSeq and is a predicted model, not a curated record.
AUGCCGGAUCUCCGAAGAACACAUGAAAGAGAUGAAGGAGCUAAGAGAUACCUUCGAUCCACAUGGUGGACGAGCCGCGGGUUACGAGAGAUGCUAGAUAGCGAGGUAGCUGAGUAUGGGGGCGAGAUGCUGUAUAUCAACAAGGAUUCGCGUAAUCCAUUCUGGCAGAUGGAGUACAGUCGGGACGAGGGUUUGCGCAAACUCCAUGCCAUUGAGGACGUUGAGAGGUGGUCCGAUUACUAUGAGCAGCAACCUGGGACUGGAACUAGGGUUAAUUCUGGCGGAGUGAAUAUCAUCUUCUCGGAUUCCAAUACUCACCACAGAGGAGCGGAGAAUUACCGUCGCUCUGGCGAGGUUGACCCCGUCCAAUUGCCAAAGGACAGUUGUAUUCGGCUUGCUUCCCGGACAGCACCUAAUGUGUUCGUCGCCAACGGAGCAGAUAUCGCACUUGUUGACGUUGAAGGACCUGCAGCCUCACCUCUCACGCGGAUCCACGCCAGCUGGAGAGUCCUAAGUAGUCUCACGUCGGGCAGUGGAAGUCCUCAACGUGACAGCUGGCUUGCCGAGAGUAACUCAACGGCCUCCACAGGCAACAACGAAGAGACUACAUGGCGAAGCGACUCGGAUCAGGACACUGCUUGGAUCGAAUAUUCUUGGGAAGAACCACUUAAUGUGUCUCAGCUUGUUAUGAAGCAGCGCAGCUUUCGUACCGAGAGAUACCCUAUCAAAGUCAGCGUGGGUGACACGAUCGAUUUCGAGGGUGAAAGUCUGAAGGUGGCCAUGGAUGAAAACGACGACCUAGGGGUUAUUGAAGCAGAGAUCUACACUCCGGCUUAA